AUGGCGGACCUGCCCACGGCGAUGCUCUCCUGGGCCUGGUUCGCCGCGACGGAGGCGUCCUGGGUCGCGGCCGUCGUCGUCCCGCCGUCGGUCCGCUUCGUGAACAACGCCCUGGGCCUCUGCCUCUUCGUGGCCUUCACGCUGCUGAGCCACGCGUGGAUCCACCGGUGCUACGUCGUCGGCACGUUGCUGGCCCCCUACUUCCUCGACCUCGAGUUCGAGGCCGAGCGCAUCGACGCCCAGAUCGCCUGGGACCCCGUCUUCACGUCGUUCCUCGCGUCGCUCCGCGAGCCGCGCGACGUCUGGGCGCGCUGCUACGACCUGGGGCGCGUCGGCCGGCGCCUGCGCCAGUGCGGCUACGUGCCCGUGAUCCAGAUCGUCCUCGACGUCCACCGCCUCACGCUCUUCACGCCGCCGCCGUCGCGGCGCAGGGAGGAGCGCGCGUUCAUGAUCAAGCACGCGACCGUCACGCUGUCCAACGCCUGGCACCCGGACCACCGGCUGAAGAAGAAGCGGCGCCUGCGCGACCUCGUCAAGGGCGCGCGGCCGGCCCUCGCGCGCACGGUCUCGAAGAUGCCGUCGAUGAAAUCCCCCAAGAACGGUUCGCCGAAGCCGCCGGCGCGGUCGCCGCCGAAGGCGACGCCGAAGCGGAGGAGCGACCCGUCGGCGCCGACGACGCCGACGCGCACCCUGCGGUCCGCGUCCGAGCCCGUCGCCAAGUUCUUCGCCGGCGGGCGCAGGCACGUCACGGGCUACCUCACGCCGUCUAAGACCCCCGGGGCCGAGCCGCAAACCGCGCCGCCGGCGGCCGACGCGUCGCCCGCGCUCGAGCCGGCGUCGAGCCGCUUCCUCACGAUCCACGUGGACCUGACGGACCUCAUCGUCAACGUCGUCGCCUACGACGCCAAGUUCAAGACGACGAACCUCAAGCGCGUCAUCGGCGCGCUCACGGGCGAGGAAGAAGUCGAGGACGAAGAACCCGUCGGCGACGAGGACGACGACGGCGAGGGGCUCGUGGGCUUCGAGAAGGCGACCAUCGCCGACGUCCACGUGAAUUUGUACGGCGUCCGGAGCCGCGACCGCAAGCAGAAGCGCAUCUCGAAGGCGUUCAGCACGACGUACGACGGCGUGCUCUCGAAGCUCGCGUCGUCCGCGCAGCCCAAGAACCUCAAGCACCCGGGCGGCAAGGACCACGCCUUCCAGUACGACUACCGGCCCCUCCUCGCCCUGACCAUGUCCCAGGCCACGGUCGCGCCGCGCGUCUUCCAGAGCCGGCGCGGCCUCGGCCUCUUCCUCGAGCGCGUCAUCGUCAAGGCGCUCGCGUCGACGGGCCUCGACGGCGUCAACGGCGCCUUCCGCUACGCGGCGUCGAGCGCGGAGCACGCCAUCGGCCACACGCUCGGCUCCGUGGACAUGCUCGCGGACAAGCUCGGGGGGCCGGGCAAGCACGUCAUCCAGGGCACGACGGGCGUCGCGGGCGCCGCGGGCCUCGGCGCGCUCGCGGCGGGCAAGUGCGUCGUCGGCGGCGUCACGUCCGGCGCGAAGACGGCCAUCGAGGGCGUCGCCAACGGCAUCACCAAGGGCAACGUCCGCGACGUCUCGCGCGGCUUCUACGACGGCGCGAGCGAGGUCACGGAGGGCGUCGUCGGCGCGAGCCGCGCGGUGCUCGACGGCGCCUCCGACGGCGCCCAGGCGCUCCUCGGCGGCGUCGCCGACGCCGCGCGCUACGUGCCCGGCGUCGGCCACGUCGUCGGCGGCGUCGCCGAGUCCACGGGGCACGUCGUCGCCGGCGCGCUCGGCUCCGCGGGCCACGUCGUCGCGGGCGUCGUCGGCGGCCUCGGCGUCGCCGGCCGCCACGUCGCCAAGGGCGACCUCAAGGGGGCCAUCGUCGAGGGGUCCGUGACGCUGGGCUCCGGCUUCCGCGACGCGGGCGACGAGCUCUCGUCGAAUUUGCACUCCGCGGCGAACGACGUCGCGGACGGCCUCAAGGACGGCUACAAGGCGUCGAAAAGGUUGACGAUUGAAGCCUCAAGGACAUUGACUGGUGCGGCGAGUCCCCUCCUCGGCACGCCGUCGAAGAAGCUGAACCGCAUCGUGUCCGGGCAGCCGACGGAGGAGCAAAAGGCGACGCCCGAGGCCGCGACGCCGGCGCAGGCCGGGGCGGCGACGACGACGCGGAAGAAGAAGAAGCGCGGCUUGUCCCGCUUCUUCGCCUGCAACUCGGCGCGGAAGGACCCCGCGACGAAGCAGCUCGACCUCGACUGA
Molecule: messenger RNA, 2265 nt
Organism: Aureococcus anophagefferens
Lineage: Eukaryota; Pelagophyceae; Pelagomonadales; Pelagomonadaceae
Exons: 1
Coding region: 1-2265 (754 amino acids)
Source: RefSeq, a predicted model, not a curated record